AUGACUUCGUCCUUUCGACCCGUCAACACGCCCUUGUCGCCGGGGCUGGUGAGGGAGGAGAGCGCGGAAACGAGGAUGGUUCAGCCGACAACACCAACACCCGGCACAACUCCCCGACCCCAGCAGCAACGCGAUGCUGUCGACGAUGCGACGACUCCGACGCGAGCGAGCUUUAACGGACACGCCAUGUCGUGGCAAAAACCCUUGCCUACAUCACCGUUCCCCGACUCGGUGCAGCUCCCGGAGUCGGCCGAUAAGGACUCCCCGAGGCGGGAGAACUCGCAACAUUCGGCAAAGUCGAGAGAUUCCGAAGAUGUGGAUAUGGAUGAGUCGGACGGCGAAGGCGCGAAUGGUGAGGAUGGGGCUUCUGAUGGCGAGAGCGUGAACGCCGACGGCUCAAGAUCGAAUAAAAAGAAGAAGUCACAGCGCUUUUAUUGCACCGAUUACCCGCCUUGCAAUUUGAGCUUCACUAGAAGUGAGCACCUGGCCAGACACAUCAGGAAACACACGGGCGAACGCCCUUUCCAAUGCCAUUGCUCUCGAAGAUUCUCACGGCUCGACAACUUGCGACAGCACGCCCAGACAGUCCAUGUAAACGAGGACAUACCCAACGACUCGCUCGCUGCGACGGGAACAAGAUUUCAGAGACAGAUUAGGACCGACAGAGUGCGCCAGGUAGGCGGGAGGGCAAGAGCAUCGACGGCCGGCAGUAUCGGAUCUACUGGCCGCGGCCACUCCAAGUCGCUGUCCACAUCCAGUAUCACCAGUGCUUCCUCCAUCAGCUCCAACUACAGUACCAUCGAGGCUCGAAGACGGCCGCCCCCACUAGUCAUGGCCGACCCGCGCUCUCGGAUGCCGCUCGACCCCUAUCGGACCUCGGUGGACCCCCAGUUCUACCGCCAACCCUCCCCGAGCGACUGGAGCACUCCUAUUUCGGCGACCUUCUCAACAGAGCAGAGCAGUCCCAGGUGGGGUUCUGGUGUCGCCUCCCCGAUCUCGUCACACUCACGAUCCCAUAGCAUGUAUGCUGGGUCUAGGACACCUGGGCGACGGCUGAGUGUACCCUCGGGCAGCAACCCAUUCCAUUCUCCACACGGUAUCAACGUUGGCAGACCUGGCUUUGGACCUGGCAUGAUCAACUCGCCCGGUGCUGGAGGGUUCUCGACAGAUAACAGCGGCCUUCUAUCGUCACCUACCACUUCCAAUGCCAGUUGGUCUAGGCGAGAGUCCAUUUCGAGCACAGCAGACGAAGCCUGGCGCCGCCGAACAUGGCAUCCCGACAGCCGCGAAUUCACUGGCGGGAGCCGGUUGAACCAGGUCAUCACUCCGUCCCAGCUCACGCCUUCGCCGGUGCCCCUGCCCAUAGCGAAUCCGGCUCAACAGUCCCACCAGUCUGUGCGCCUCCCAGGCAUCGAAUCCUUUGACCCGAUCCCCCAGCAUCAUCCCCUCACGCCGCCGAGACGCAUCCCGUCCCCGAUGAUGAUCGAUUCCGAGUCCCCGAGCCGGCCUACCCUACUUCCGUCUGCCGAGGCGGCUUCCGAGGACCGUCGGAAUGUUACUGCUCACUGGGACAUGGGUCUCCAUCGGGGCCUGACGAGACUCGACCUCAACACUCCGCCGCGGGACAGCGCCGGCUCAUGGGCGAGUGAGACCAGCCAGGCCGUCCUCGCCCAGGGAGAGCAAAACCGAUCGAAUUCCGGCCAGCCUACUGUUCGGUUUAAUGCCGACGUGAAGACUGUCCAGGUCCCUCAGGAUGGUCCUCCCAUGACCAGCCGCCGACACCACCACACAAUGUCUGCGCCGUUGAUCAACACCCCUAGGGAGCUCAAAAGGCGUGGCUGGUACCACGGGCCCGUGGCCGUCCGCCCGGCUGGGGAGACAAUCCCGGAAGGCCGGCCGCACGUUGACCGGAUUAUCCACCCUAACGUGAGCGGAUUCCAGGGAUUUCCCGGGCGAGACCAUCAUCAACCCGUCAUCCACCAGCAUGCUGCUGGCCCCACCGCGGGCCAGGGACACUCGAGCGGCGACCCCAAUUCUCUGAGGCGACUUGAGGCUCUGGUCGCUGUUGCAACGAGUGAGGGAUCGACAGCAACUGCCUGUUAG
Molecule: messenger RNA, 2103 nt
Organism: Phialemonium atrogriseum
Lineage: Eukaryota; Fungi; Ascomycota; Sordariomycetes; Cephalothecales; Cephalothecaceae
Exons: 2
Coding region: 1-2103 (700 amino acids)
Biological process (GO): regulation of transcription by RNA polymerase II
Molecular function (GO): DNA-binding transcription factor activity, RNA polymerase II-specific; RNA polymerase II cis-regulatory region sequence-specific DNA binding
Source: RefSeq, a predicted model, not a curated record